Messenger RNA from Selaginella moellendorffii, 1313 nucleotides. Its product is annotated as ubiquinol oxidase 2, mitochondrial. Gene Ontology annotation, molecular function: alternative oxidase activity. Gene Ontology annotation, cellular component: mitochondrion. The transcript has 6 exons. The coding region runs from base 35 to 1201 and encodes 388 amino acids. The record is from RefSeq and is a predicted model, not a curated record. NCBI's taxonomy places the organism in Eukaryota, Viridiplantae, Streptophyta, Lycopodiopsida, Selaginellales, Selaginellaceae. Gene Ontology annotation, biological process: alternative respiration.
CCGCGAUGGGGCUGGCGAUGCCGCUCGGCUGCUGAUGAGAGGGGGCAGAUUUCUCAACUCUCUGCGGCAGCUAGCCAGGCAGCCAGUGAGCAACACGCCUUUGAUCCGCAACGCAUUCGAGCUGGGGCACUGCGUUUCCAAGCCGAUCAAGCACGGGUGUAUGUCGCCGCCGUCCAAGGAGAAGCAGUACUUUUUGAUCGGGCUCUCGUCGUCGAUGAAGCAGCAGCACGCCGCUGCCAUGAAGAACCUGCUGACUUCCACACACAUCAAGAACAGCAGCUCUGCCGCUGCUAUGGUGCAAGAACCUCUGGAAGAUAAAAUGGAAGCUCCUCCUCCGAUAGAGGACAAUGUGGUUCCUCCUGCACUGGAAACAUCUUCUCCUGCCGAGCAAGUUUGUGAUGCUGGGAUUUCUCCCGGUUACUGGGGCGUGUGUUUCGGCAAGCCGAACGAUGUUGGGUCGAAGAUUUGGAAUUCCUUCCGGCCAUCGGAGAACCGGAUAAUUGAGGCUGAGGCGAGUAUCGACGUAAACAAGCACAGGAACCCAGAGAAUUUCUCCGACCAGUUUGCGAGGCUGGCCGUGAUGGCUCUAAGAUCUCCCACCGACUUGCUCUUUCGGCAACGUUACAUAUGUCGAGCCGCAAUGCUAGAAACCAUCUCUGGUGUUCCCGGAAUGGUUGGGGGGAUGGUUUUGCAUUGUAAGUCUCUGAGGCGAGUAGAGCACAGUGGAGGGUGGAUCAAGGCUCUUAUGGAAGAAGCAGAAAACGAACGAAUGCACCUGAUGACGUUCAUGGAGCUGUCCAAACCAUCGUGGCAGGAACGGGCCUUGGUUUUUACUGCUCAAGGGAUGUUUAUGAACGCGUAUUUCCUGCUUUACGUCGUUUCUCCUCGGUUUGCUCAUCGGAUGGCGGGGUACAUCAGAGAGGAGACAAUCCAGUCGUAUACACAACUCAUCAAUGACAUAGACGACGGAAAGGUCCCAAACGCUUCUGCGCCGGACCUUGCUAUCGAUUACUGGAGGUUGCCAAUUGAUGCGACACUACGGGACGUUGUCAUGGUCAUUCGGGCAGAUGAAAUACACCAUCGCGAAAUAAAUCACUUCGCUGCUGAUGUUUAUAUGCAAGGGCAUACUCUCAAAGAGGCUCCUGCAGAUAUGGUCACCAUGACAACUAGCUUUGCGAGGAGUCACGCGUCGACUACGUAGAGAUCAUUCAGCCGCUCAACAAUGAUUCGCUCAUGUUAUUUUGUGUUUCCAGAAAUAUAGAUGGCCUUCCACAGACAAAUUUCCUUUUAAAAAUUGAUGUUUGUUCCGCUUU